UUUCAGAUGUUCACUUCCUCCCAAAUUGUUUCCAGGAGCCCACAUCUGGAUGUUGUGCCUCUAGUAUCUGCCCUCAAGGAGUCUUCAGCUUCUCUAACGAUAAUGGUUGGCUACUUCAUUUGCCUCACUUGUAAAAUUUGUCCUAUCCUCUGCCCCAUAAGAAUGUUAGAAUUUUUGUUCAUUCUUGCUUCUACUUAUCUGACAUUCCAUCGCUAGGUUCUAGUCAGGGAGGAUCAAUAAUGGUUAGAAAUAACCAAGGAGCUCCAAGAAUGAGUGGGUGGAUGCAUGAAUUAAUAAAAUUGUCUGUAGGAUGUAGAGAUUAGAGAGGGGAAUACCGGACAAAAACGUUGGAUGGCGAAGACACUUAGGGUCUUUGUUAGGCACAGUAGACGGGUUAUUUGAAACUUGUUACUUUUUACUGCCUUAAAGUAGAGAUGUGUGUGUGUGUGAAGGCUAAGGUCAAUGUUAUUUUAUAUUGAGACUUAGAAAUUCAGUGUUUAGCCUAGCCUGGCUGGCCAGCAAGCUCAGGAUACUGCUGUCUACUGUCUUCCAGCACUUGGAUCACAGCUAAGCAUUAGGAAACUUAAAAACAGUCAUUUCUCCUGGCUCUGACGCUUCGUUUGCAACCUAGUAUAUAGUAUCUCUAAAGUCAAAACCUGCUUACUAGGUUGGCUCAAAAUCCUUUCUACAGGAGGCUGCUGAACGUGGGCCUGACGUUAAAGACAGGCCGUAUGUGGUCCAGAACUUGCUGGCACACUCCUUUGGAGUGAACUGUUCAAGCCUCCUUGGUGCUGCUUAAGCUGCAGCCUCCUUGCCAACUGUUCAAUCCAGGCAGGAGCCCAGAGCAUCAAUAAAAGACAUUGCGGGAGGCUGCGGGGGUGGAGAAGCCGAUUAUCCGCUUUAUUGUAAAAACUAGAAAAAGUGAGCAGUAACUGGGAAGUGGUUAAUCCUUGUGGAAUUCUGGCUAGCCGGCCAGGCAUUAACCUUGGCAGUAAUUAGGCCAUCAAUGACCCUUUCAGAGAAUGUUCAAAGACCUCAGCUUUGUUUUGAGAACUUGUGUGGGUUUGCACAAGGAAGAGCAGAAAGCCCAGCUGCUCCACACCAUGUUCAAGACCAGAUCUACGGUGAGGAGCAGGGUGCAAGACGACGGGGUCUCCGGUCCUUUCUGCAGCAUGGGGAAGCACAGGCUUCCACACCCAAGCCUGGCGGUGCUGCUGCUGCUGCUGCUGCUGCUCCCAGACACCUCCACACCACAAAAGCCAAUCUACAUGGUGUUGGUUCCUUCCUUGCUCCACACGGGCACCCCUGAGAAGGGCUGCCUUCUCCUCAGCUAUCUAAACGAGACGGUGUCUGUGAGUGCUUUCAUGGAGUCUGUCCAGGGAAAUCAGAGCCUCUUCACUGACCUCGUGGUUGACAGGGACUUAUUCCAGUGUGUCACCUUCACUAUCCCACAGUCUUUGUCCAAUGAGGUGGUGUUCCUCACUGUCCAAGUAAAAGGACCAACUCAGGAAUUCAGGAAGCGGAACACAGUGCUGACUAAGAACAAAGAAAGCCUGAUCUUUGUCCAGACUGACAAACCUGUCUAUAAACCAGAGCAGACAGUGAAAUUUCGUGUUGUCUCAUUGGAUAACCAUUUUCACCCCCUUAAUGAAUUGAUUCCUCUACUGUACAUUCAGGACCCCAAUGGAAAUCGUAUUGAACAAUGGCAGAGUUUCAAGUUAGAACGUGGCCUCAAACAGCUGUCCUUCCCCCUCUCCUUAGAGCCCCCUGAGGGCUCCUACAAGGUGGUGCUAUGGACAGAAACAGGCAGGACCGUAGAGCACACCUUCUCCGUGGAGGAAUUCGUGCUUCCCAGGUUUGAAGUGAAAGUGACCGUGCCAAAGACAAUCACCAUCAUGGAAGAAGAGAUCCACGUGGUGGUGUGUGGCACAUACACCUAUGGGAAACCUGUUCCGGGACACGUGACUGUGAACAUUUGCAGAAAGUACAGUCAUCCUUCUAACUGCUUUGGUGAAGAGUCCAUGGCUUUCUGUGAGACAUUCGGUCAUCAGCUAAAUGACGAUGGCUGCUUCUCACAGCUAGUGGAAACCAAGGCUUUCCAGCUAAAGAGGAAAGAGUAUGAGAUGCAGCUUGAAGUGAAUGCCAAGAUCCAAGAACACGGAACAGAUGUGGAAGGAAACGGAAAAGGGUUCAUUAAAAUCACAAGAAUCUUAACCAACCUGUCAUUUGUGAAUGUGGACCCACAUUUCAGACCAGGAAUCCCAUUUGUUGGACAGGUGCUCUUGGUGGAUGGGGAAGGCAUCCCUAUCCCACACGAAAUGGUCUUUAUUGAAGCAGACGAAGCAAACCAUCACUCAAAUGCUACCACUGGGGAGAAUGGCCUGAUGCGGUUCUCCAUCAUCACCGACGACAUCAUAGGCACCUCCCUCACUGUCAGGGCCAAAUACAAGGAUAACCACGUCUGUUAUGGAUUCAGAUGGUUGACAGGAGAGAAUGUGGAGGCACAGCACACUGCCAAUGCCGUUUUCUCGCCAAGCAAAAGCUUUGUGCACCUGGAAUCCAUAGCUGGUAAACUGCCCUGUGACCAAACACAGCAGGUCCAGGCGCAUUAUAUUCUCAAUGGAGAGGCUGUGCUGGAGAUGAAGGAGCUGAUCUUCUAUUACCUGAUAAUGGCAAAGGGAGGCAUUAUCCGAUCGGGGACUCACACACUGCCUGUGGAGCGGGGAGACACGAAAGGCCAUUUCUCCAUAUUCAUGCCGGUGGAGACAGACCUGGCUCCUGUAACUCGAUUGCUCCUUUUUAUCAUUCUGCCUGAUGGAGAAAUAGUUGCAGAUACUGUCAAAUAUGAGAUUGGAAACUGUCUGGACAACAAGGUGAAUUUGAUCUUCAGUAAAAGUAAAGGUCUUCCGGCCUCCCGUGCCCUCCUGAGUGUCACAGCUUUUCCUCAUUCCCUCUGUGCUCUGCGAGCCGUGGACGAGAGUGUGCUGCUCAUGAAGCCCGAGGCUGAGCUCUCUGCAUCCUCGGUUUAUGAUCUGCUACCAGUGAAAGACCUCACUGGCUUCCCUGAGGGUGCAGAUCUGGAGGAAGAAGACAGCAAAGACUGUGUCAGGCAAAACAACAUGUACAUUAAUGGCGUCCUGUAUUCCCCAGUACAAAAUACAAAUGAAGAGGAUAUAUAUGACUUCCUAAAGGACAUGGGGUUGAAGGUAUUCACCAACUCAGAUAUCCGUAAACAUAAGAUCUGUGAACAACCCGAAGAAAUCACAAAAGUACCAACUGCAUAUCAACUCUUAAGCCACAAUCCUGUGGAGGAUAUUCUAGAGGCUUUCGAGUAUCCCCAGGAGACUAUACGAAAAUACUUCCCUGAGACAUGGAUCUGGGACGUGGCGGUUGUGGACUCAACUGGAAUGGCUGAGAUAGAGAUGACGGUCCCUGACACCAUCACCACGUGGAAGGCCGAGGCCUUCUGCCUGUGUGAUGCUGGGUUGGGCCUGUCUCCCAUAACCCAGUUCCAAGCCUUCCAGCCCUUCUUCUUAGAGCUCGAAAUGCCCUACUCUGUGAUCCGUGGAGAAUCCUUCAAGCUCAAGGCCACCGUGCUGAACUAUCUCCAAAUGUGCAUCCAGGUUGCUGUGCACCUAGAGGCCUCUCCUGAUUUCUUAACUGCACCAUUGCAGAAGGCACGAGAGUCUCACUGCGUCUGUGUGAAUGAGCGUCACACUAUCUCCUGGAUAGUAACCCCAAAGUCAUUAGGAAAUGUGAAUUUCACUGUGAGUGCGGAGGCACUCAAUUCUCAGGAGCGAUGUGGGAAUGCAGUACCAGUGGUCCCUGAGCAUGGAAAGAAAGACACAGUCAUCAAGUCCCUGUUCGUUGAACCUGAAGGUCUAGAAAAUGAAGUGACAUUCAACAGCGUGCACUGUCCAGAGGGUACUAAGCUGUCUGAACAGAUACCCCUGAAGCUGCCACCAGAUGUGGUAGAGGACUCUGCCCAAGCCUCUGUCACAGUUGUGGGAGAUAUACUGGGUACUGCCGUGCAAAACACACAGGAUCUCCUUGAGAUGCCCUAUGGCUGUGGAGAACAGAAUAUGGCUCUGUUUGCUCCUAAUAUCUAUGUCCUGGAUUAUCUGAAUGUAACACAACAGCUGACCCAGGAGAUCAAGGACAAAGCCAUUGACUAUCUCAAAGUGGGGUACCAAAGACAGUUAAACUACAAACACCAAGAUGGUGCCUACAGCACCUUUGGGGAUAAAUCUGGCAGGAAUGAUGCCAGUACCUGGCUCACAGCCUUUGUACUGAAGAGUUUUGCUCAGGCUCAAAACUAUAUCUUCAUCCAUGAAGCACUUAUCACCCAAGCCGUCCUCUGGCUUUCCCAUCAGCAGAACGACAAUGGCUGUUUCAGGAGCUCCGGGUCUCUGAUCAACAAUGCAAUAAAGGGAGGAGUAGAAGAUGAGGUCACCUUGUCUGCCUACGUCACCAUUGCUCUCCUGGAGAUGUCUCUCCCUAUCACUCACAUUGUUGUCCGGAAUGCCCUCUUUUGCCUGGACACAGCCUGGAAGUUAGCAAAGAAAGGAGCCCAUGGCAGCCAUGCCUAUACUAAGGCACUGUUAGCCUACGCAUUUGCCCUUGCUGGGAACCAGGACAUGAGAAGAGAGAUCCUGGAAUCACUUGAUGAGGAAGCUGUGAAAGAAGACAAUUCCAUCCACUGGACAAGACCUCAGAAACACAUGCUGCCAGUGGGUUUUUGGUUCCAACCUCAGGCUUCCUCUGCUGAGGUAGAGAUGACUGCCUACGUGCUCCUGGCCUAUCUCACCAUCCAGCCAACUCCAGACGAAGAGGAUCUGACUACUGCAAUGCUCAUCAUCAGAUGGCUCACAAAACAGCAGAAUUCCAACGGUGGCUUCUCCUCCACUCAGGACACAGUGGUGGCUUUGCAGGCUUUAUCCAAAUAUGGAAUAGCUACUUUCACAGGAGCUAAGAAAGCUGCACAGGUGACCAUCUAUUCUACAGAUUUAUUUUCUACAAAAUUCCAAGUGAACAACGGCAACCAGUUAUUAUUACAGAGGGUCUCACUGCCGACUGUGCCUGGGGAUUACACCACAGAGGUGACAGGAGCAGGGUGUGUGUACCUUCAGACAUCCUUGAAAUACAAUGUCCAACCAGAAGAAAAGGGGUUCCCAUUUGCUUUAGUGGUGCAAACUCUGCCUCAUAUUUGUCAUGAUCACAAACCUCACACCAGCUUCCAGAUCUUACUUAACAUCAGUUACAUUGGAAGCCGUUUUAACUCCAACAUGGCAAUUGCUGAUGUGAAGAUGGUGUCUGGCUUCGUCCCCUUGAAACCAACAGUGAAGAUGCUUGAAAUAUCUAUGGAUGUGAGUCGGACAGAAGUCAGCAAUGAUCACGUCUUGAUUUACAUGGAGAAGGUGUCAAGUGAAAGGAUAAACUUGUCCUUCAUGGUUCAGCAAGAUAUUCUAAUAAGAGACUUGAAGCCAGCCAUAGUGAAGGUCUAUGAUUACUAUGAGAAAGAGGAGUUUGCAGUUGCUGAGUACAGUGCUCCUUGCCACAAAGAUUAUCAAAAUGACUGAGGACACCAUGAAUAAAGUGUUUUGCCGAAGUCCUGUUCUUAGGACUUCCUAAGAAAGACAUUGUUGUUGUAUUUUCAAAGAACUGAUAAAUAAAACAUUUUUUCCUAUGUA
Messenger RNA from Peromyscus leucopus (white-footed mouse), 5690 nucleotides. Its product is annotated as alpha-2-macroglobulin-like. Gene Ontology annotation, cellular component: extracellular region. Gene Ontology annotation, molecular function: endopeptidase inhibitor activity. Lineage: Eukaryota; Metazoa; Chordata; Mammalia; Rodentia; Cricetidae. The record is from RefSeq and is a predicted model, not a curated record.